Protopolystoma xenopodis is the source of this 285-nucleotide messenger RNA. The record is from the annotation of a GenBank genome assembly. NCBI's taxonomy places the organism in Eukaryota, Metazoa, Platyhelminthes, Monogenea, Polystomatidea, Polystomatidae.
AUGCCUAGAGUCGAAUUAAGCGCCGUCGCUGUGGGUGGAUUAGCCGAAGCGAAGGGGAGAGACGACGGUACUGGCGAGCAGACGAGCAGACGUGAGGAGGGACUCGAACCGAGGCGCGGUAGAGAAGCUGAGUUUGUGGUCGCGACAACAGAUGCGCAUCAUUUUGGACCGGUGUUGUGUGCUUUGUCAUCUUGCCCGGCCUCCAGAUGUUGUCUGAGAGAGACGGCGCCGGCCAAUCUCAGGUGGUUGAGGGGUCGGACGAAGGCGGUGCGAAUAGGUUGUUAG